AUGGAGUUGUUUAUUCCCACAUCAACAACAAUAAUGAUGUGGGUUCUUACUGUUAUACUUGCUGUGAUUCCAUGGUUUCUUCUCAACAAGUUGUGGUUUAAGCCAAAGAGGUUUGAAAAACUUCUCAUAUCUCAAGGUCUUCAUGGUGAUCCAUAUAAGAUCUCACUAUUUGACAACUCAAAGCAAAAUCAUAUGAUGAAGUUGCAACAUGAAGCUAAAUCUAAAUCCAUUGGUCUUUUCAAAGAAGCUGCACCAUCUAUAUUCUCUCCUGUUCAUCAAACUGUUCUCAAAUAUGGAAAGAAUUCAUUUUUAUGGGAAGGUACAACACCAAAGGUUGUCAUCACAGACCCUGAGCAAGUUAAGCAAGUCUUUAACAUGAUUGAGGACUUCCCCAAACCAAAAUUAUCUUCGAUUGCCAAGUAUUUGAGCAAUGGUCUUAUACAAUACGAGGGUGAGAAAUGGGCUAAACAUCGAAAGAUUAUCAAUCCUGCAUUCCACAUCGAAAAAUUAAAAGGUAUGCUACCUGCAUUUACUUACAGUUGCGAAGAAAUGAUUAGCAAAUGGAAGGAAUUGUUGUCACCAGAUGGAACAUGUGAGAUUGAUGUUUGGCCUUUCCUUCAGAAUUUGACGCGUGAUGUAAUUUCUAGAACAGCAUUUGGAAGCAGUUAUGUUGAAGGAACAAAAAUAUUUGAACUUCUGAAGAGGCAGGGGUUUCUUUUGAUGACAACACGAUACGCAAACAUUCCAUUAUGGUGGAUUCUACCAACAACUACCAAGAGAAGGAUGAAGGAAAUUGAUAGAGAUAUUGAUGAUUCACUUGUGGGAAUCAUUGAAAAACGAGUAAAAUCUUUUAAGAAUGAUGAAACUACCAAUGACGAUUUAUUAGGCAUACUUUUGCAAUCAAAUCAGGCCGAAAAUCAAGAACAUGGAAACAGUAAGAGUAUUGGAAUGACCACCGAAGAAGUGAUAGAUGAAUGCAAACUUUUUUACAAUGCAGGGCAAGAGACCACUUCAGUUUUGCUGGUUUGGACAAUGGUGUUAUUAGGCCGGAAUCCUGAAUGGCAAGCUCGUGCAAGAGAGGAAGUUUUGCAAGUUUUUGGAAACCAAAAUCCAAACUUUGGAGGGUUAAGUCAACUUAAAAUUGUAACAAUGAUUUUGUACGAGGUACUAAGGUUAUACCCGCCUGCAGUUUACUUCAACCGAGCUAUUCGAAAGGAUUUGAAACUUGGAAAUCUUUUCCUAUCUAAAGGAACACAAGUUUCCUUACCAAUACUUUUGAUUCACCAAGAUCAUGAUAUAUGGGGCGAUGACGCAAAAGAGUUCAAACCUGAAAGGUUUGCCGAAGGAAUUGCAAAGGCAACAAAAGGUCAAGUUUGUUAUUUCCCUUUUGGAUGGGGUCCUAGAGGUUGUAUUGGACAAAACUUUUCCUUAUUAGAAGCAAAGAUAGUCAUAUCAUUGCUACUGCAGAAUUUUUCAUUUGAGCUUUCUCCCACUUAUGUGCAUGCUCCUACCACUGUGCUUACUUUGCAGCCAAAAUACGGGGCAACCAUCAUUUUGCAUAAAUUGUAA
Molecule: messenger RNA, 1569 nt
Organism: Lathyrus sativus (Indian pea)
Lineage: Eukaryota; Viridiplantae; Streptophyta; Magnoliopsida; Fabales; Fabaceae
Source: the annotation of a GenBank genome assembly